AUGAAAACAUCUCCUUAAUCAUUUUAAAGGGAAAAUGAAGAAACAGUUUGGCACACCAGAAAAUUGAGACAAGAGACUGAGAAGGAUAUUCAAUUAAUGAAGAAUCGUCUUAAAUUAUUAAAGAGAGGGGAUGCACAGUUAUCUAAGAGAAUUGAUGAAACCAAAAAGAAAACUUAAUCUAUGAUUGACUUAAAGAUGAAUCAUCAUCAGUAGAUUGAACAAGUAAGAAACUUUAUAUCCUUUUCAUUAGAAAAAGUUAAAUCAAAAAAAUGAUGAAGCAUAAUUAAAGGAGAAAUAGUAAUUAAAUUAUGAUCAAAAAAAACAAUAAGAAGAAUAACUGGAAAUGAUUAAAAAAGCAAUGGAAUAAAUUAAAGUAGAGGAAUAUAAAAAAAUUAAGUAACAUUCCCAAAUUAUGCAUUAGAGAGUUAUCAAUAAGAAAUGCUGAAAUGAUCAAUAAACAAAAAUAAGAUUUCAUGGUUUAGAAUAGGGAAAAAAGAGAACACAUCAAAGAGAUCAUGCAAAAAUCUAAAUCCAAUAUUUCUCUCUAUUGGAAUGAAAAGCUUUCUCACAUUUAAAAAGAAAAUGAAAAGUAUUUAUUUCUAAUCCUAUUUGAUAGAGCCAAACAAGAAAAUAAAAAAGCUUGUGAAUAAAACAAAGCGUAUUAAGAAAAGAUGGAAAUGGAAGAAUCAUAUAUGAUGUAGAAACUAAUGAGAUCAUAAGAAGUAUAAAAGAAAUUAACCAUUAAAUUGGAAAAAGCAAAGAAUUUGCCUCAUGAUGAAUUUAAUCAGAUGAUCAAAGAAGAAGAAGACAACUCUAAUAAUAUCAAAACCAAUAAAAGUGCUGAAAUUCCAAGAUGGUUACCAACUCCAGAGAAAGAUUUUGCAGUUAUCCAAGACUUAGACACUGAGCCUAAACAAGAUUCAGAUUAAUAGAAAGAUGAUCAAGGAUAACAAGAAUGA
This is a messenger RNA of Paramecium octaurelia, 959 nucleotides long. The record is from the annotation of a GenBank genome assembly. NCBI's taxonomy places the organism in Eukaryota, Ciliophora, Oligohymenophorea, Peniculida, Parameciidae.